AUGAUACAUGAUGAAAACGAAUAUAUUCUACUACGACGACAACAAUUAGCUCUACCAACUGCAAGUGAACAAUCACGAGCUUCAAGAAUUGCUAGUCAAAUGGACUGUAAUAAUCCUAAUGCUACAACUGAUCCACUGAUACAAUCAAAAUUAAAGAAAAGGCAAAAAACGCUCAACCAGUUACAUCCGAUGAUCAUUCAUUACACACAUGAAAAACGUUUCGCCCAUUAUAAAUCAAGCAUACAUAAACUUUGGCAGUGUUCCUUCGGCCGAACACCAAUCACAGAAACAAAACUCAUCGUUGGCACACGAAAUCAUCCAAAUCUCACCAAAGAAUUAGUUCAACGGAGCCCAUGCGUAACAAACGAACAAAAACUCAAUAAAAAGGAAACCAAAUUGCCAGCGGACACCUGA
Rotaria sp. Silwood2 is the source of this 414-nucleotide messenger RNA. The record is from the annotation of a GenBank genome assembly. Lineage: Eukaryota; Metazoa; Rotifera; Eurotatoria; Philodinida; Philodinidae.